GAGCCGAGCCGGAGGCAGCUGGAGGGCUCAGAAGCGUAAACGUCUUCUUUGAGGCUUCUUCUCUGGGGAGAAGGAGGAGCCAGCAAAGCGAAAGGAAAAAACGAGUCCAGCUGAAAACCAAGCGGCGCCAGGGCGCAGCUCUUCCGGAGAGGCUCUCCAUGAAGCCGUGGCUUCUACUCUCCUGCUUGCUGCCCUUCCUGGGAGCCGGAGAGGGUCGGCAUCCCGGAUCCAGGCAUCCGGGAUCCAGGGAUCCCAGGGGCAGCGAGGGGACGGAGGAAGCCGCCUUGCAGGUAGGUGCGAGCGGGGAGAGGAGAGGGAGAGGCGGGCCGGAGUCCCAGUCCUUGCGCGCUGCUGGAGGCGAGAUCUCCAUCCCAGUCCCAAAUGUGGCGGCGCAGCCAAGGCACACGCGCGUAUCCAACACAUAUUUAAAGCAUAUGGCUUCUUCCUCGCCCUCAAAAAAUAAAUUCCGGGCAUCAGAUAUGGGGUGGGUGGGGGGUUACAGGUCCCAGGAUUUUGGGGCGGGGGGAGUCAUGCGCUUUAAGCGUAUGGGGUGCAUCUGCCACACAAUUUACUCCCGAGCCGACCCCGCUGGAAUUAAUGGACCCAAUUGAAUCACAGACAUGGAUUCCAAUGGGUCUACUCUCGAGUAAAGCUUCGUUGGCGACCACCCCCUUCCAGAUCCCCAAGUCUGCUCUUUAAAUUAUGUUUUUAAUGAUGUACCCUACCCUGGGAUGUUUGGAUAAAGGGAGGUGUAGAUAUUGAAUUAUUAUAUAAUAAAAUAUAUAACAUGUAUUUAAUAAUAAUAAUAAUAAUAAUAAUAAUAAUAAUAAUAUAAUCGUCCAGCGCUGCUUCCUAUUGAUUCCAAUGGCUUAGCUUCGUAUUCUGCUGGGAGUUCAUACAAAAGUUACGUGUCUUGUUUUCUAUGGCACCAUCUGUAUGCUGUUUGGGACUGGAGCUUGCCGUUUAAAAGGUUGGAGGAAAUAAAAUAACAAAAAGAGGGGUGGGAAAAACAAAGGGUGCAGAGGGAGAAAAAUGGUCAUGUAUAGCUGGCUUGGAGUGUAAGGGGUUAAGGAGAAAGACAUACAGGAAAAGUGGGUUUUGAUGUGCUGUUGAAGGAAGAAGAAUAAGCCCAAUUUCAAAUAUGUUUCCCCCUGUAAAAUUGACAAGCAGUGAACAGCAGAUGCUUAGGAGACUAUUUCCUACAAAUAUUUUUCAGUGAAUAAAUGAAAGUGGAUAGUUUUUGUACUCCUCAUCUUCACCACAAGAUGUCAGACUUGAAACCUAAAUCCUGAAAGUGGGGCUGUGGUUGGUGAAAGUUUAUUAUGCCGUACUAAUUUUGUGAGCUAUGAGAUUUUUUGCUGCAACAUAGACGAACAGGGAAUUGCUCAGAAAUUGUGGGUCCUUGUGGUAGGGUAGGUUGGUGCUGUUCAGCCAAUUCCUGUCUUGGCAUAAAACAAAUAAAUGUUUGUGUGUUUAGCAUUUUUUAAGUUCAGCAAGUAAUCUUGUGGAAGUGCAAUCAUUGGGCUUGGCACUUGGUGGUUGUGAACCACUGGGGGGGAAACCCAUUGUACUAUCACUGUUUACAUUAACUGCAUGUAACUGAUUACAUACCCUCCAACAUUUCUCCAGUGAAAAUUGGACGUCCCAUUCAAUAAUGAUUAUUUUUGCUAUUUAUACCUCACACAUCUUACUGGGUUGCCCCAGCCACUCUGGUGGCUUCAUAUAUAUAUAUGUAUAUUAUUAAACAUUAAAAAACACUUCCCUAUACCUCUGUACCUCUGGUUGCGAACGGGAUCUGCGUGUGUGCGUGCUGCAAUUCAGAAAAAGAACUGAAGAUUCAAACAGGAUAGAAAACUAUAUUAAAAAUAUAGUGAAUUACCAAAGAUAACAGAGGAUCAAAUGAGGAUAUUAAAUAUAGAAAUUUCAGUUCAAGAAGUAAUUGAGGCAAUAAAUCAAACCAAAGUAGGGAAAUCCCCAGGGCCAGAUGGAAUAACAGCAAAAUAUUAUAAAAAAACAAAAUAACAAUAACAAAAAGAGGGGUGGGAAAAACCCAAGUGACCUCCCUGGGGCGCAAGCCUGGGCAGUUUGUCUGGAGUUCCUGGGCUGCCCAGACGACAAGACCCCCCCCUCAGCCUCUCUGAUGUGGUCCAAAGGAAAGCAGAGCAAGACGUUUGGCACCAGCUUGGUUAUAGGAGUUGCCGGAAGGAGGCGUACAAGACACCAUCCAACAAACAUACUGACAGACUUCAUUACAUUUCAAGAGCAUAAUUAUGCUUUCAUUUUUUCCAGGAAAGCAUUAAGAGAAUCAGGCAUUUGAAUUCGUUAUCAUCUAGCGACAACACUACUGCUGUCUAUGGAAUAAAUAAAUUCUCCCACUUGUCUCCUGAAGAAUUUAGAGGUACAGAGUAUUACAUUACAAAAUAUUUAAUGCUUUUGCAUUAAUAAUAAUAAUAAUUAUUAUUAUUUAUACCCUGCCCAUCUGGCUGGGUUUCCUCAGCAACUCUGGGCAGCUUCCAACGGAAUAUUAAAAUACAAUAGUCUAUUAAACAUUAAAAGCUUCACUAAACAGGGCUGCCUUCAGAUGUCUUCUAAAAGUCUGGUAGUUGUUGUUCUCUUUGACAUCUGGUGGGAGGGCAUUCCACAGGGCAGGGGCCACCACCGAGAAGGCCCUCUGCCUGGUUCCCUGUAACUUGGCUUCUCGCAGUGAGGGAAUUGCUAGAAGGCCUUCGGCGCUGGACCUCAGUGUCCGGGCAGAACGAUGGGGGUGGAGACGCUCCUUCAGGUAUACUGGAAUGAGGCCUUGCCUUAUCUUCAGUGCAAGCUAUUUUGACAUCCUUUUGAUAUGAUUUGGUGUGCCUGAACAUCAUGCUAAGAAGGACUAAAGUGCUCAUUUUUGUUUUGAGAAGAUCUAUGGUCUCCCUAAAUUUCAGACUCUCUGAGCUUCAACCUGUCAGAAUGUUUCAUUAUGCAAGUUGCUAUGGCGAUUAUUACUUUUGCGGCUAUUAAUCAUCCCUUUCUCUGUUUAUUUCAUUUAACCACCCCUUUCUCUAACAUGAGCUUUUCCCUUCAUAGUUUGAUAUCUCGGGGUCUAGGGUACACCUGAGAAUUGAGCAGUCCAGACUUUUGCAGAAAUAAAUAAUAAUAAUAUUAAUUUAUUUAUACCCCCGCCCAUCUGGCUGAGUUUCCCCAGCCACUCUGGGCGGCUCCCAAUCAAGUGUUAAAAACAAUACAGCAUUAAAUAUUAAAAGCUUCCCUAAACAGGGCUGCCUUCAGCAUGAGACUCUUAAUCUCAAGGUUGUGGGUUCAAAUCCCAUGCAGGGCAAAAUAUUCCUGCACUGCAGGGAGGUAGACUAAUGAUCCACCUAGCCCCUUCCAACUCUACAAUUUUAUGGUUCUAUUAUUAUCCCAGGCCUUUGGUGUUUUAAACUGCGGGAGGGAUUGUUCUGUUCAUUAUUAUGUGAUUUAUUUUUGGUUUCUGUACUGUAAAGCACUGUAAAUCAUAGGAUCCUCAGAUGAAGGGCAGUAUCUACAUUUUGUAAAUAAUAAUGACUGGGGAAAACGCAAGUGUUUGGCUUUUAGAAACCAUGUCUCUGAAUUGGCUGUAAUCAAAACUAGAAAAUAACAGAACUUUUGUUUUGUUUUAAAGCUACUUACUUACAAAGUAGACUUUUUAAAGUUCCCAAGUAUAUGCCGAGAGCAAGCCUAGAGGGCACAGAAGCACCCUUACCAGCAAAGUUUGAUUGGAGGGACAAGAAUGUCGUUACCAGCGUGAGGAAUCAAGAAGCGGUAAGUUCCACAGUUGAUUUUCUGCCUAACUUUGGACUGGCUUCCCUCAAAACUCCAGCAACCUUAAGGUAAUAUAAUGAGGCAAGAUGAUAAGAAGAUAAGAAUGGAAAAUUAACACAGAAAUAAUAAGUAAUGUUUUAAAAUAGAUAGGGGAAUGUGCAACCUUUUGGUUCUUUAAGGGUAUACAGUAUUGUUCGGUAAAUGUACGAGUAGUAAUUGAUAAAUCGACAGCUGUUGAAUAAUGGGAGCUGAACAUCAGGAAUGGAUUGUGAACCAGAGAAAAGUGUGUACUAUUAGGCAGCAAAGGGGGGGGGGAACAGGGGCACAUCUAAGACGAAGAGUGGGAGGUCAUCUUGUUUGCAUUAAAUUUGAUUUAAUUCGGCAUUGAUUUGUUUAAAAUUUGGAAAAAAAAAUAAUUGGCAAAAGAAAGAAAGAAAAGAUAAUACAGUGAGGGUUCCAGUGCCCUUUUGAGAUGAGACUACAUCUGCAUUAUUGACACGGCAGUGGUGCAUGCUUAUAGCACCAUUUCUCUGGUUGAUAUGAACUGGCUUUUUCAUUACAGGUAAUUGAAAAGCUGAGUUGAAGCCUCUGCACUUGCCGUAUUCUUUUAAAAAUCCAACAAUGUCUGUCUACAGCUGCUGAAAAUAGAUGGGAUAGGCAAAUCUGGAAAGGACUGCAAGACAAUUACUGUAUAACUGAGAAAUAUGUCAUUAUUAACUCUAUGGGUGUCGCUCAGCUGGCUUUUCGGUCGUCCUCCUCAUACAGUUUUGCAAAGCCACCCUAAAUCUGCUCUGGAAAGUUUUUUGGGGGGAGGAGGCCCUCUAAAACAGAUAUAGGGAAGGAUAGGAGGACAGGAAAUGCCUGACAAUUGCUUCCUUCCCUGUUCCACUGAUGGAAGCCUUGCUGCCAGUUGAGCAACACUGCAGGAUAAAACACUAUCUGUAUGGAACUAUGUGAAAAACAGGCUAUUUUGAACUAAAUUUGUGCUAAAAAAAAGUAUGAAGGGCAACUAACGACGAUUGUUUUUCUUUUUCUAAAUAAUUUUUAAAAUUAAUUUUCAUUUAUAACAAGCCAACAAAAGCCGCAUUAAUACAAUACCAAAUUAUAAUACAAUUAAAAAGCCAAUUAUCCAAUACCAAAUUAAACAAUUUUGAAUGACUUCCUGUGUUCUGGAUUUCAGGGAAUGAUGUUCUUAUUUCGUCCUGCUCCAAUACUCUUAGUUAGUCCAAAUACGACAGUUCCGAUCUUGAUCCUUUAUUUUAACAGCCAUUGAUCUGAUGACUUUCGUUUGUAUUUAACUGUUCCAUAUCCAUUAAUUUUGCAAGGGGAGUUUUUAACCUGUAAAUUUCUGUGUGAAAUGUUUGUUUUACAUUCAUCUUUACGCUUUCAGUUGUCAUCCAUCACCCUCAGCAUUUCUUUUCCAGUGUGGCGGCUGUUGGGCUUUCAGCGUUGUCAGUGCAGUAGAGUCCGUGUACGCAAUUAAAGGGAACGUUUUGGAGAACCUCAGCGUGCAGCAGGUUAUUGACUGUUCAUACGAGAAUAAAGGCUGCAGCGGCGGCUCUACGGUUACUGCGCUGAGUUGGCUGAAUCAGGUAUUCACUUCUUACAAACCCACAGGCUCCGUUAAUGCGUGACAGUGUUGGGUAAAGAGAAGGCAAGUCUCAGACUUGAACAACACUCCCUCUUGUAGAUCAAAGGUUGCGUAGUCCCAAAUAUUGUCUCCAACUUUUGCCAAUUAGAUAUCUCCAGGGCUGUCAUAAGUCAGGCAAGAUGGGCAAUACAGUGGUACCUCAGGUUACAGACACCUCGGGUUAAGAACUUUACCUCAGAAUGAGAACAGAAAUUGCGUGGCGGCAGCGGGAGGCCCCAUUACCUAAAGUGGUACCUCAGGUUAAGAACGGUUUCAGGUUAAGAACGGACCUCCAGAACAAAUUAAGUUCUUAACCAGAGGUACCACUGUAGAUGGUUCUGCUCCAGCAUCUGCUCAUCAUGUGACCUCCGUUGAGGCAAUAUUUCUCCCACCCUGACAUAAGUUGAGAUCUAUAGUACGGCUAGCGGGCUCUCAUCUUCCUGCUGUUGGCAGUGCCGUUUUUGCCAAUUUUCUAUAAGAACAGCUCAAAAAUGGCAUUUGUUUUGCGAUUUUGCCAAAAAAGCUCAAGAACUUUUCUUUCCGAAUUUUCACUGUUUGGCAACCCUGGGUUAUUUGUAAGAAAUCAAUCUUUUAUUGCGGCAGUUACUUUGGAACUCCCUGCCUACUGACAACACGCAGGAGCCUCCACUGCACCCGCUAAAAACGUAUUUUUAUAGAAAAGUCUAUCUGGACAUAUAGAAUGUUGACAUGUGUUUUAAUUCACUUUUAGUUCAUCUUUGGUUUUAAUUAUUUUUGAACGUUUAAAAUAGUUGCUUUCAACUGUUCUUACUGAUAAUUUUAUUGUUUUAUUCUUAUAAGCUGCUGAUUUUUAUUUUUUUUAAAUCAAGCAAUAUAUACAUUUUAGGAAGUAAAUAAAAUAAUUUAAGUAGUACAGACUCUGGCAUGACCAAAGCAACUUUCAAUAGCACAAAAGUGUGUUGUUAUUUAAUCACAAGCAACUCUUUCGAUUCGUCUUCUUGCAGACACGCGUGAAACUGGUGAGAGAUGCCGAAUAUUCUUUCAAAGCUGAAACAGGAAUGUGCCAUUACUUCAGCCGUUCUGAUUUUGGAGUCUCAAUCACAGGCUACACCUCUUAUGAUCUAAGGUAACAACUAGUGAGUAUUUUCACAGGGUCCUUCCCCCCCCCCAACUAGCCCAGUAGAGUCACAUUCCAAGUGACCAUUAUGAUUAUAAACCUCUUCAGUACUGCACAUGUGGGAAAUCUAUGGCCUUCUAGGUGUUGCCGAAAGUACAGCUCCCAUAAAGGUAAAGGAAAAAGGACCCCUGACCAUUAGGUCCAGUCGUGGCCGACUCCAGGCUUGCGGCGCUCAUCUCACUUUAUUGACUGAGGGAGCCGGCGUACAGCUUCCGGGUCAUGUGGCCAGCAUGACUAAGCCGCUUCUGGCAAACCAGAGCAGCGCAUGGAAACACCGUUUACCUUCCCGCCGAAGCGGUACUGUCAAGGAGGUUGGUUGAUGGGUGCUAGAAGAGAUAACAGCCCGGGAGUCCAGCCAGCUUUACAAGAUUUAUUAAGUCCAUUAUACUAUUUACAAUCCAGAGCUCUCAAAAGGCAUGACCUCCUCAUUCGGUGUCAGUUGCCGAGACUGGCCCCUCCUUUCCUUUUCUCCAGCAUAACAACUUCCUGAAGCCUCCCCUUUUCCUGCCUCCUUUACUUAAAGAGUGAAGCCCCGGAAGUUGCUCCCCCCUCCCUGAUUCAUUGCUUCCUGACAACCCUUCGUCAUCCUCCCUCUCUGAUGAGGUGCCGCUGCUCACUAUCGGAGGCUGCUCUCUAUUUCCCCAGCGUUUCCCCCUUCUCAGCCCCCAGUUCCCUGACAGGUACCUAUUUAUCUACUUUCACUUUGAUGUGCUUUCGAAUUGCUAGGUUCGCAGGAGCAGGGACCGAGCAACAGGAGCUCACCCCGUCACGGGGAUUCGAACCGCCGACCUUCUGAUCGGCAAGUCCUAGGCUCAGUGGUUUAACCCACAGCACCACCUGUUUCCCUACAGCUCCCAUAGUCACUGACAAAUAGCCAUGCUGGCUGCAGAGAUGGCAUGAGUUGAGAGUCCAACAUCAUCCAGAGGAUUCCAGCUUCUUGCAUCUUUACGUACUGAGCAUACAUGCUAGAGAUGCAAACAUGUUUGCUUUAAGAACACAUAGAAAUUAUCGUAACAGACGUUCUUAAGAAAACAUGCCUCUCAUUUGUGUGUGUGGUUUGGGAGCUGCACGGUCAGGGAAAAAACAACGCUGUCCAGGGUUGUAAAGACUGCGGAGAGAGUAAUUGGGUGCACUCUUCCCACCUUGGAUCAAAUCUAUGCUUCCAGGUGCCAUAAGAAAGCAGCAGAGAUAGCGCAGGAUAGUGCGCACCCCGGAAAUGAUCUCUUUCAGCUUCUGCCUUCUGGAAGAAGGUACAUGGUUCUAAAGACUAGGACUAGUCACCUGAGAAACAGUUUCUACCCAAAUGCGAUGUUGGUUUUAAACGCAGUGCAAAGUAGUUUCUAUGGGAGUCUAUUGUGUUUAAUUAUGGGGUAUCAGAGUUUUUAGGGAGCUAACCAGGCUGGGAUAGCAGGCUUGUUGGGUUUGGAAUGUCUGAUGUAGAUUUUUUCAAUUUCGUUGUUCUGUAUGGGACAAUGACAAUAAAGACUAUCGUAUCAUCUUUUAAAGUUUUCAGCAGCAAGUUGUUGAACCUUGCUAAAUCCUGCCUCCCUUCUGGAGUUUCAAAGAUCAUACAUGAAUGUUGACAUUUCAGGGAGAGAGAGACUUUGACCCCUGGAGCAGCAAAUGCGUCCACCGUUCUCAUUUCCCUUCCGAAUGCAGAGCAGUCAUUGACUGCAGAGUAGGAUGACUUGUCAAUGCAAGAGGAUGCAUAGAAAGUGUUUUUAACUUCCACGAUCGGGCUUCUACUGUUUGUGUUUCUUUUUGCAAUGUGUGCCCCGCUUUUCUCACUUGACCUGAACAAACAGUGCCAGGGAGUACAACUUGUGAAAAAAAGCAGAUAGUUUUUACUUGAGGUUAUUUAACUGGGUUCUACAGGGAGGGGGGGAGGUUUGUGAAUCAUCAUCAGAAUAAAUGGGGAUGGGAGAAUGGUUUACAAAUAGCUAUAGAAAUCAAGAGUGGUAUCCAGUUGGUUUAUCUCCAUUGGGGAAGGCAUCCAUUGUCAGGGUGGAAGGGGAGAUAAUCUUUGCAGAUUGGAGGGUGGGCAGAGGCUACAGGAAGAGGUGUAUCUACUGGCAAGGUGUCUUCCCACAGCAAACUGAGCACCACAAGUACUAUUCUAGCAAUAACACUGGUGAAGAAGUGGUCCAAUCUGAAAAAUACAAAUGUUUAGGUUACAAAACUGUAAAAAUAAAGAAAAAGUAAGUUUGCAAAACAAUAAUUACCAUGUGGUUAGGGUAGAUCAACGUGUCACGUGUCCGCUUAUCCCCAGUGUAAAUAUGACAUAUCAGCAAAAGUCGGAAAUUGAAAGAUAACUAUAGCAUGUACAUGAAAAUCGAUUUCAGAUUUGAAAUCAGCAUUGAAAGAACAUAUAGUGGUACCUCAGGUUACAUACACUUCAGGUUACAUAUGCUUCAAGUUACAGACUCUUCUAACCCAGAAAUAGUACCUCAGGUUAAGAACUUUGCUUCAGGAUGAGAACAGAAAUCGUGAGGCGGCAGCGGGAGGCCACAUUAGCUAAAGUGGUGCUUCAGGUUAAGAACAGUUUCAGGUUAAGAACGGACCUCCGGAAAGAAUUAAGUACUUAACCCAAGGUACCACUGUAUAAGAACAGUUGAAAAAUCUCAUGCAAAAGAAAAUGGAAAAAAAAUGUUCCCCACUAUACUGUGUAUCCCAAGGUAAUACAUUUUUUUGCAUACCUCCAACUGUACAUAGAUAUACAUGCCAUUUUCGAUGCUAUACAUGUCAUGUUCAAUGCUAUACAAGUCACUUACAUUUAUACUCAUAUUGUACUACUUUGGCUAUGUGUUUAAUAAAAUAUUGAAUUCUUGCAUUGUGAAAAACAAAGAUUAUGGUGAAAAGUGAAAAACAUGAAUUGCAAAAAACCUAGAUCUUACAGAAAAAAACAACUUCAGAUAUGAAAUCAGCACAUCGAAAUUAAGUUAGAACAACUGCAUGUGUCAAUGCGACAAAAAAUUUGUUCCCCAGGUUGAGGAAAAAAUAAGGUCAUGGCGCAAAAUGUGAUUCUUGAUCGUUGUCAGAUGAAUAGACUUCUCUAAAGGCUGGCUUACCGUGAGGGCAGUUUCCAAGUAGAAUGAUACACAAAACAGUGAAAGAGUUCUUAAUUGAAACCACCCUUGUUGAAAUUGCCAGUUUCAGUAACUGUAAAAUAACAUAAAAUAGGGUUGCCAUAUUUCAAAAAGUGAAAAUCUAGGCACAAAGUUGCCUGGACACUUCUGAGAAGGGUUGCCAUACACUCAGGUUUCCCUGGAUAAUUUUAACAGUUCCGCUCAGACACUGUUUGACGGACAAGUCCUGAAUGUGUCCAGGAAACUCCAGAAGUAUGGUGGCCCCAACAUACCAAUACUACUCUGAAUAACUUCUGCGUAGUACAGAAAGUUUAUUUCCUGUACUAUAGACUGACUUCUGCAACCUAAGGGGCUGGAUACCUGCCAAACAGAAGGUGCUCAGAAACUGGUUGCUUUCGAUUUUGAUGCUAGACUGAAUUCUGAUCCUGAGGGACUGGGACUAUUCUUCUUACCUUGCAGUGGCCAUGAAGACAAAAUGAUGAGGAUGCUAGUUAAAUAUGGGCCUUUGCCAGUAAUUGUAGACGCAAUCAGCUGGCAAGAUUAUCUCGGGGGCAUCAUCCAGUAUCACUGCUCCAGUGGAGAAGCAAAUCACGCUGUUAUAGUUACUGGUUAUGAUACGACAGGUGAGUUUUCAACCACCAAUUAUAAUUUUUUUAUUUUUUUCAUGGUAAAUCUUUAUUGGUUUAAAAUACAGAUGUAAAUGAUCAUUUACAACAAAGGUAAGUAUAGAAAAAUUCAAUACAGAAGAAAAAACAUCACGACAUGAGAGUAAGAAAAAAAGUUAAAAAGAUGAAAAAGAAAAGAAAGAAAAGAUGAAUGAUUAUUAACAUAGCAGUUUGGAGAAAGCCACUUCCACCCUGCAGAGGAGGUGGGAUUGCGGGCGUCAUGGCCCCCCCACGCGACUGGGGGGAAUCCCCGGCCACGUCACCCCCUAGCCAGCCAAUCAGCUGGCUCUGGGGGCGUGGCCUGCCCUAUUUAACGAAGGCGAGGCCAGGGAUCUCCCUCUUUUCCUGCCUACCAGCUGUUCCUGGUAUUAGUGCCAUCCCAAUAUUAGUGCCAUCCCAAACAUGUCUGCGUUCGCAUGGCGGUUUAUUCCGUUCACCUGACGUUUCCCCAAUUGCUAAUUUCAGCAUUUUAUCUGAGCUUUCACAAGACAAGAAAGCCACAAUCUAGUGGAAGAGAGUAGAACUUUAGUGCUCAUUUCUGUGCUAAUUGGUUCGGGGGGGGGGGGGUCCAUUUGAAACCGUUACCUCAGAAAAAUUGCAGGAGUAAAAUGACAAAGUUUGUGGUGGUAUUGUGGCAUGCAUUUCAUUUUUCUUUUUAAACAGUUUUAUUAAAGAUUUCAUUGUGCAACAAACCAUUAAAAAGUUGGGUGCCUCCCCCUCUCUCUGCCAAGUGGUGGCAAAAGCCUGGGUCCCAGACAAUCACCCAGGGUCUGUGUUCCUUUUGAGAACUGCCGUAGCUUUAAGAAAUAUUCUUUUUCACCUAUUCACACCUUCAGUGUGCAUGGAGGCGGUCCAGAUCUUACAGCAUGGUCAUUUAAAGAGGGAUUUGGCCCCACAGCAUUGCAGCCAGCCUUCAGCCAGCCUGCCCAAGAUGGAUCCCAGUCUAUCCCUCCCCCCAGUUCCACAGGCCCCCUGAAGUCCUUCAUGGAAUCACCUAGGGGUCCAUUAACCCCCAGGUUAAGGACCCCUGGUGAAUUGCAUCAAUACAAUUUAACACACACUUCUGCAUAUUGAAGAACUAUGUGCUAGCUAAGCCAGAUUCUUCGUAAAGAAUCCGGAUUGUGUUUUGUGGCUCUGCUUUUAAGUCUCUCCGUGUCUGUCCAACGAAAGGCAUUAAAGUUUGCCGAAGAUGUCCUAAACAAAACAAAACAAAACUUACUGAAAUUAUUUUACAGGUAGCAUUCCUUAUUGGAUUGUUCGAAAUUCCUGGGGCACUUCGUGGGGAAUAGACGGCUAUGUUCGCAUUAAGAUAGGUUCCAAUAUCUGUGGUAAGUUGAGGAAAAGGCACUGCAGUCGAUCCUUCACAUUUAGGCCUCCGUAUGCGUUUUUCCAUGGCCCUAUUUUAAGAGGCUAUUUGAAACUUCAGGUACAGUGGUACCUCGCAAGACGAAUGCCUCACAAGACACAAAACUCGCUAGACAAAGGGUUUUUUGUUUUUUGAGCUGCUUCGCAAGACGAUUUUCCCUAUGGGCUUGCUUCGCAAGACGGAAACGUCUUGCAAGUUUGUUUCCUUUUUCUUAACACCGUUAAUACAGUUGCAACUUGACUUCGAGGAGCAACUCAUAGAACGCGGUGUGGUAGCCUUUUUUGAGGUUUUUAAAGACUUCAGUGAUUUUUGAAACUUUUCCAAAACUUUCCCGACACCGUGCUUCGCAAGACGAAAAAAAUCGCAAGACGACAAAACUCGCGGAACGAAUUAAUUUCGUCUUGCGAGGCACCACUGUAGAUGCAUUUUACGUUCCUCCUCUCAACGUCCCAAGAUGAAGCUAAGUGCAGCAUCAAAGCAAGUCCAUUAGCAUAUUAUCAAAGCAAGAGAAUAUAAACAUAUAUGAGCUCAUUUGUGCAACAACGACCAAUUAGCUUGGGGUUAUUUUGAUUACCAAAAUGGCGUCUGCAGGCCUUCGGGAACGUUUCAAUAAAAUACCCCAUAAAAACAAAUGGUUCAUGAGCAACUUAGUUAGGUAAAGGUAAAGGGACCCCUGACCAUUAGGUCCAGUCGUGACCGACUCUGGGGUUGCGGCGCUCAUCUCGCUUUACUGGCCGAGAGAGCCGGCGUACAAUUUCUGGGUCAUGUGGCCAGCAUGACUAAGCCACUUCUGGCGAACCAGAGCAGCGCACAGAAAUGCCGUUUACCUUCCCGCUGGAGGGGUACCUAUUUAUUUACUUGCACUUGGACGUGCUUUCGAACUGCUAGGUUGGCAGGAGCCGGGACCGAGCAACGGGAGCUCACCCUGUUGCGGAGAUUCGAACUGCUGACCUUCUGAUCAGCAAGUCCUAGGCUCUGUGGUUUAACCCACAGCGCCACCCGCGUCCCUUGAGCAACUUAGUUACUUCUGAGUAAAAAAGCUGGGGGAAAGUAAGCUCAAGUAUAGAGACAGUUAAAACACUACGUAUUCCUCCAAGGCUGGCCGUCACUCACGUCUAAUGCAGUGAUCAAAGCUACUCAGAACAUCAUCGUCUCUGCUGGGACCCUCUCCCAUUCCUUCCUGGAAGUAUUAGUGAUCUAAAAUGAAAGGGUGUUCAGUAAUAUUGGUACAGCAUGGGAGCCAAGGAGUAAGAGAUGAUGUUGCAAUAAUACUUUCCUUUGUAAAGGAUUUGUCCAAUGAUCCAGUGGUUAACGUUGAUCUCGUUGCCUCCUAGGCAUCGCUGAUGAAGUUUCUGCCGUGUUUGUGUGAAGCGGUUGCUCUGAACGCAGAAUUGGUGACAGACAUUUCAAACACUAUUUUUCCACAAUGUGAAGGAGUUUGAUACUUGGGAAGGGAAUUUUGGGCAUUCUGACGGCAACAAACAGAAGAAUCACCUUCCAGAAAGUGCCAUAAAACUUUUAUUUUUGGGAACUUGAUAUCCGCUCUGCAGCGUAUUCUAGACCAUCAAUUGUGCAAACAGAAGGAAUUUUAUAUUACCAGCUCUAGUUUCAGUUUUGGGAAUCUUGACUCCACCUGCGCUUAGCACAGUACAGUGGUACCUCGGGUUAAGAACUUAAUUCGUUCUGGAGGUCCGUUAUUAAUCUGAAACUGUUCUUAACCUGAAGCACCACUUUAGUUAAUGGGGCCUCCUGCUGCCGCCGCUGCGCAAUUUCUGUUCUCAUCCUGAAGCAAAGUUCUUAACCCGAAGUACUAUUUCUGGGUUAGUGGAGUCUGUAACCUGAAGGGUCUGUAACCCGAGGUACCACUGUAUUUUAAAUAAGAGUUGAGCGAUUGUUGUCAGAGAGCUGGAUUUAUAUCAGGGAGGCCCGAGUUCAUCAGGUAGAAUGUCCCUGAUGUGCAGCCUUAGACAAAAACCACACACUCUGCCUCAGUUCCCCAUCUGUAAAAUGGUAACAUCACACCUCACAAUAAUUUUGUGAUAACAAAAUACAAAUUUAUAAAACAUGUUGCAAAUUAAAGUCAGAACUAUACAGUGGUGCCCCGCAAGACGAAUGCCUCGCAAGACGGAAAACUCACUAGACGAAAGAGUUUUCCGUUUUGGAGGUGCAUCGCAAAACGAAUCUCCUACGGGCUUGCUUCGCAAGACGAAAAUGUCUUGCGAGUUCCUGCGGUUUUUUCCCUUUCCCCCUUGUUCUAAGCCGCUAAGCCGCUUAUCUGCUUAUCCGAUAAGCUGAUAAGCCGCUAAAAGCCGCUAAUAGCGCUAAUAGCGCUAAUCCGUCAAUGGGCUUGCUUUGCAAGACGAAAAAACCGCUAGACGAAGAGACUCACAGAACGGAUUCUUUUCGUCUUGCGAGGCACCACUGUAUGUGUGUUGAAUGUACAGGGUGCAUCGCUCUUAUUCCAGCAUUUUGUAGAAUAUACUGGUAAUAAUAAUGAUAUUGUUUUUAGUUUAUUGAUUUUAUCUUUUGAAUGUUUGAAGGAGUUAUUUUUGUACUGAUUUUACUGAUGAUUUUAUUGUUCUUUUGUAAAUCACUUUGAGGUGGGUUUUUUUAACAACCAGUGUAUGGACUUUAUGAAAUGAUAAAUAAAUAAAUAUUUGCAGUGCUGCAGGUGUAA
Messenger RNA from Podarcis lilfordi (Lilford's wall lizard), 14366 nucleotides. Lineage: Eukaryota; Metazoa; Chordata; Lepidosauria; Squamata; Lacertidae. The record is from the annotation of a GenBank genome assembly.